Colletotrichum karsti is the source of this 1017-nucleotide messenger RNA. RefSeq lists its product as uncharacterized. Lineage: Eukaryota; Fungi; Ascomycota; Sordariomycetes; Glomerellales; Glomerellaceae. The transcript has 3 exons. The record is from RefSeq and is a predicted model, not a curated record. Gene Ontology annotation, molecular function: oxidoreductase activity. The coding region runs from base 1 to 1017 and encodes 338 amino acids.
AUGCUUCUCAGCUCAAUUCUCGCUAUAGGGUCACUCGCAGCCGCAACUGCUGCGAGCGUCACGCCCCGUGACGGCAACAUCUGCACUCAGUCGGCCAUCCGUAAGGAGUGGCGUGAGCUCACUGAUGGCGAGAAGGCCGAGUACCUCCGCGCCGCAGUCUGUGUCCGCGGGCUUCCCAAGUCCAAGUACGCCGCCGUCGACGCCGUCACCACGCGCAUGGACGACUUGGUGUACACUCACUUCCGCCUCAGCUCCCAAAUUCACUUUGUCGCCAACUUCCUUCCCUGGCACCGCUGGUUCGUGCAACUGCACGAGAACCUGCUGCGUGACGAGUGCGGCUUCACCGGUGUCCACCCGUACUGGGACUGGACCAUAGACGCUGAUGCCAAGAACAUGCCGCAGUCGCCCCUGUUCGACCCGGUCACUGGCUUCGGCGGCAACGGCCAGUUCACGGGAAGCAAGGAACCAGGCUUCCAGCGGUGCGUGGUGGAUGGGCCUUUCGCAAACACGAACCUAACACUGGCAAUGGGAUGGCCCAACAUGACCGAGCAAGGAAACCGCCUGCACUGCCUCACGCGGGAGUUCAACAGCGGCGAUCAAUUUGACGAGAAUGGAAACAGCCUCGUUGGCGACAUGCAGAUGGCAGCUUACGACUCCAAGGUCAUGACCGCAAUUUACGCCUUUGACAAGUUCCCUGACAUGGUCAAUAUGCUCGAGGGUCUUCCUCAUGCACAGAUCCACAGCUCCAUCUUUGGUGACAUGGGCCCCGCCACCUCGCCCAACGAGCCUCUCUUCUUUCUCCAUCAUGGCAACGUCGACCGAGUGUGGGCCAAGUGGCAAGGCCGCAAUGAGACCCGCCUGGCGGAUUACACUGGCUUUCGGGACGUUAACAAGACCAUUCCGGCCUCGAUCACAGACACCAUGCCUGUGAUGGAACUCGUUGACACCGAACCUGUUGUCAAGGAUUACAUGGAUAUCCAAGGUGGACCUCUGUGCUAUACCUACUCAUCUAUGUAG